Messenger RNA from Thecamonas trahens ATCC 50062, 1078 nucleotides. RefSeq lists its product as uncharacterized. The transcript has 2 exons. Gene Ontology annotation, biological process: dephosphorylation. The record is from RefSeq and is a predicted model, not a curated record. Gene Ontology annotation, molecular function: phosphatase activity. Lineage: Eukaryota; Apusomonadida; Apusomonadidae. Bases 1 to 1059 code for a protein of 352 amino acids.
AUGGGCAUGCUACUCGGCGAGCGCUACUCGCCCAUGCGCGUGCGGGCGCGAUCGUCGCUCUCGCCGCGCACCCGCGAGUCGGCCAUCGAGCUGCUGCGGGCCAUGUACCCGGACACCCCUCGCGGCGCCCUCGUCACCGUCGCCUACGACUUUCACGAGGGCAUGCUCUUCCCAAACUCGAUGCUUGCCCCGCAGCUCGACGCCGAGUACUGCGCAGCGCAGAUUGAACCCGGCUACGUGGCGGCCAUGGUUGCCGCCGCCACCGACAAGGCUCGUCUGCUCGGCGUCUUUGGCUACCUCCCGCCGGCCGGCCCGCACACCCACGACGAUCUCGCGGCUCUGGAGGCACAGGCCGCGCACCCGGGAUGGAUCGCGCUCUACGACGUGUACAAGUCGUACUCGAGCCACGGCAUCCCGCUCCCACAGGGCCUCCGCCCCGGCGACGGCGAGCUGCUCUCGCGCAUGGCCUUCUUUGCUCUCGACUCGCUCCUCGCCCGCCCGCCGGUCCUCCGCCUCGCCAUGGGCCGCCUCGUCGGACACAUUGCCGAUGUACUCGAGGUCAAGGCCGGCCGGCCGCCGCGCGGCAUGAGCCCGCUGCAAAGUGCUCAAAUGGCCAAGGCCAAGCUUGUGGUUCUCUCCGGGCACGACACCACCAUCGUCCCGCUGCUGCACAUCCUCGGCCUCGACGCCCACCUCGACGCCUGGCCCGACUACGCCUCUGCCAUCGUUCUCGAGCUGCACACCAACACCGCACCGUCGCGUGCCUAUCCGGCUGCCCACUACGUCCACGUCAUCUACAAUCGCCACACCGCCGCCAUCGUCGCCCUCGACGACCUCCUCUCCGCCCUUGACCCAUUCCGCCUCGACUCGAUCGAGCACCUGCACCAGGCCGAGGCCACCGCCGCCGCCGCCGCUGCCGACGCAGGCCGUCCCGACGACCUUGCUGCUGUCGCCGCUCCAGGCACGCCGCCUACCCACUCGUGGCACCGCGACUUUAACCAGCCCGCCCUCGCGCACGUCCUCGCCAACGCCGCCACUGCCGCCGCCGCCACAGAGUAACCAAUACCAGGCCUACGGC